This is a messenger RNA of Triplophysa rosa, 804 nucleotides long. It is a transcript of the gene znf541, whose product is annotated as zinc finger protein 541. Gene Ontology annotation, cellular component: histone deacetylase complex; transcription regulator complex. Gene Ontology annotation, biological process: negative regulation of DNA-templated transcription; regulation of transcription by RNA polymerase II. The transcript has 6 exons. The record is from RefSeq and is a predicted model, not a curated record. Gene Ontology annotation, molecular function: transcription corepressor activity. NCBI's taxonomy places the organism in Eukaryota, Metazoa, Chordata, Actinopteri, Cypriniformes, Nemacheilidae. The coding region runs from base 17 to 559 and encodes 180 amino acids.
UACAGAACUGUUAGACAUGUGCUGUUCCAGUGUACUAACCGGAGGGGGAACCAACAUUGAACUUGCACUCCACUGUCUUCAUGAAGUGCAAGGAAAUAUACCGGCAGCACUGGAUUUACUGUUGAUGAGAGAAGAUUUUCGAAUCACCAGGCACCCUCUGAAUAAUUACCACUACACAGGGUCAGACCACUGGACAGAUCAAGAGAUGAGACUUUUCAGAACGGCUCUGGAGGACCAUGGCAAGGACUUUAAUAAGAUUCAUAAUGUGUUGCAAACCAAAUCAGUGGCUCAGUGUGUGGAGUAUUACUACAUCUGGAAGAAUCUGAAAAAAUUCAAGCAACGUGUUCAAGCUGCAGAUGAAAAAGAUGUUGAAGAGACCUCUGUGUUCCAAGACUCACAAAAGACCCCGCCUGAGCAGACAAGAAUGAACAACACUAGACGGACGGGUGUGCAAAAGAGAUAUCCAUGUGAAGAGGAACCGCUACACCUCGAUCAGGACAGAGACUGGCUGCCUCCAGGCCACAAAGACACAAUGUCCAAGGAUUUAUAUGGACCCUGAAAUAAAGUGCUUUGCUUUUGUAAUCCUAAAAAUCAGCCGUUUAAAGCGAACUUUUAUAGUAGAUAUAUAAUUUAGCCUGAAUUUAAAACAAUAAGAUUUAAUAAACGUUUUCUACUAUUGUUCAACUGUUUGUAAGGUUCUUAAUACUGUAUGUUCUGGUUAAAUAUUUGUACUGAGAUUUAGUUAACAGUAAAAUCUGUUCCACUAAUUCAUUACAUAAACUCUGUAGUUUGCAUAAUUUACAU